AUGGCUGACUACGAUCCCGCUCACCAGAGCGGCGUGUGGGAUGAAAAUGAGGGCUACGAGGUGGCAGAUGGCAACAAUCAAGAAGACAUUAUUCAGCAGCAUAGCAGCGAUGAAGAUCAAGCAGAGUAUUCCGUUGAUUCAGCCCAAGAUGUUUCAGGUGACAUGCCAUCUCCUGAUGGCGCCACCGACGACGUUGGUGACUACGACCCAGCGUCCGUCACAGCUGCGCCCCCGGCGGAAGAGAUCGCCCACCGACCCGAACCAUCACGCGCUGCUAAGCCUAAGCCGCGGACGGCAGGAGGUUUCCUAGUGGGAGACUCCGACUCUGAAGACGAAGCGGCGCCGGCCCCUGCACCGAGUGGUCUCGGUCUGACCGCCGCAUCACAACCCUCUGCCCAGUCUGCCUCCCUCGACCACCAUGCCAUUCCCGCCAAACAGGCCACAGUUGCCCAGUCCGCUCCCAGCCCUGCUCCUCCGGUGAACGUCGCGCCCCCCGCGGGGCAUCUGAGGAAUGGAAGUGGUUCUGCUCUCCCGGCCCCUCCCGAUGUCGGUGCCCCCGUGACAAUUGACAAGACUGCUCAGCUGGAGGAGCGGGUUCGCGAUGACCCCCGCGGUGCUAUGGAAGCCUGGUUGGCGUUGAUCGCAGAGCACCGGUCCAAGAACGACAUCGAACAAUCAAGGCAGAUCUACGAUCGGUUUCUCGCCGUGUUUCCCCAAGCUGCUGAUGUUUGGGCUGAGUAUCUUGCCAUGGAGCUCGACGUGAACAACUUCCCAGAGGCCGAGCUCAUCUUCAACAGGUCCCUCAUGUCCACGCUGAAUGUGAACCUGUGGACGAAAUACUUGGAUUACAUCCGCCGCAGGAAUGACCUAAAUGAUAGCACUGGCACCGCCCGCCAGACUGUGUCGCGCGCCUAUGAGUUUGUUAUUGACAACAUCGGCCUAGACAAGGAUGCGGGCAAGAUCUGGGCCGAGUACAUCCAGUUCAUCAAGUUUGGUCCCGGUACCGUAGGAGGAAGCCAAUGGCAGGACCAGCAGAAGAUGGACCAGCUCCGCAAGGUGUACCAACGGGCUAUUUGUGUGCCCAUCGCAAACGUCAACACUUUGUGGAAGGAGUACGACCAGUUUGAGAUGGGCCUCAACAAGCUGACCGGUCGUAAGUAUCUGGCCGAGAAAUCGCCGUCAUACAUGUCGGCCAAGAGCGCCAACACUGCCCUCGAUAAUAUUACUCGUGGUCUCCAGCGAACGACCCUCCCCCGCCUUCCGCCAGCCCCUGGCUUUGAUGGUGACCAAGAGUACCUAGAGCAGGUUGAGAUUUGGAAGAAGUGGGUGUCUUGGGAGAAGUCGGACCCGCUUGAUCUCAGGGAUGACAAGGACCAGCCUGGCUUGUACCAGAAGCGCAUCCUCUAUGUCUACAGCCAGGCUCUCAUGGCGCUCCGUUACUGGCCCGAGAUGUGGGUUGAUGCAGCCCAGUGGUGCUUUGACAACAACGUUGUAUCCAAGGACGGCAGCCCGACAGGCCUUGACUUCCUUACUAGGGGCAUUGAUGCGAACCCGGAGAGUGUUUUGCUUGCUCUCAAACACGGCGACUACCUCGAGUCCACCCACCCCGUCGAGGAAACCGACGAGUCCAAGAUUGCCCGUGGCAAAGCGGUGCGGGCCCCUUACACCAAGGUCUUGGAUACCCUCUACGAUAUUGUCAAGCGCCUCAAGGACCGCGAGGCUGCGGAGGUCACCCGUAUUGAAGAGGCGGCCAAGGCAGCAAACGACAACUCGAAUAGGCUGGACGAUGAUGAUGAAGAUGACGGCCCCGUGGACCGGAGCGCGAGGGACAGCAGGACGGACGACCAGUUGCGGGCCAUCAAACAAGGAUUUGCCGCGCAAACUCAGCUGCUUUCCCGAACCAUCUCCUUCGUUUGGAUUGCUUUGAUCCGGGCAAUGCGCCGGGUCCAGGGCAAAGGCAAGCCGAACACAGAGCUCGGCGGUAUGCGGCAGGCGUUCCAAGACGCUCGUCACCGCGGCCGCCUCACUAGCGAUGUUUACGCGGCCGUGGCCCAGCUUGAGUGGACUAUCUACAAGGAUCCGGCCGGUGGCAAGAUUUUCGACCGUGGUGCCAAGCUGUUUCCCGAGGACGAGAACUUUACGUUGGAGAACAUCAAGUAUCUCCAUUCCCGUGAUGAUUUCACCAAUGCUCGUGUCCUGUUCGAAACGGUUGUCAACCGCCUGACGCAGAAUCCUGAGCUCGUCCACAAGGCCAAGCCUCUCUAUGCCUAUUUCCACAAGUACGAGUCGCAGUUUGGCGAAUUGGCUCAAAUCGACAAGCUGGAAAAGCGCAUGGCGGAGCUAUACCCGGAUGAUCCAAAGCUAUCACACUUCACAGCGCGGUACUCAACCGACAAGUUCGACCCCAUCGCCGCUCGGAUCAUUGUCUCCCCCAUCACCCAGCUUCGGCCCAAGCUAUUGAUGCCAUCCAUCGAGCAAGGCCCUUCGCUCCAGAACUCGCCCCGCCCGCUGCCCUUCGCCACCCGCGCUAGUCCUGCCGCGCCUCCGUUCAUGCCGGUGACGAACUCGCCCAAGCGGCCCUUGCCUAACGAUGAUUUCGACGAGCCGCCUCGCAAGAUCCAGCGCAACGACUUUGGCGAGUUCCAGCGGGGUGCCUCGCCUCUGAAGGGAGCUGCCGGCCGCCGAUUGGACCAACAGCGCAGGAUGCAGGGUCAGGGUGCGGCUUCAUACACGGCAACGCCAGCUCCCAUUGCCCGGGACAUCACCUUCCUCCUUAGCCAAAUCCCCCGGCCCGACCUCUACGACUUCCACCGCUUCAGCCCUGCCCGAGUGGCCAACCUCUUGCGAGACACUGUUGUGCCGGAGUACUCGGCCUGGAAGACCUCGCGUCAAGGCUCUGAUCACCCCAGCCAGUUCGGGGGGUACUUGAACCGUGACUCCCCCGCCCCAACCGGCCGGCCCAUGAGCCCCUACAUCGGCGGUGACUCUAGCCGUAGUCGCUCAUACAGGCAGAGCUCCCUACGACCCGGGUCCAGCGGGUCUUACGAACCUCCCCCGGCCGCGUUUGCGCAGGGCCCGCCUGCUCCUCAGGCUGGUUACUCAGCCCCGCCACCGGUACAGUACGAAGGUGGUGCCGUCCCGACCUGGCAGCCUUAUCCGCCUCAGUCUGCCGUGCAGCAGGGUUAUCCGGCUGCCCCUCCUCCACCUCACUUGUACGGCCAGGUACCGCCGCCUCCUCCCCAAGGUGGUGGGUACCCGCGGUAUCCGCCGCAUCCUUAUUAG
This is a messenger RNA of Dichotomopilus funicola, 3282 nucleotides long. RefSeq lists its product as uncharacterized. Lineage: Eukaryota; Fungi; Ascomycota; Sordariomycetes; Sordariales; Chaetomiaceae. Bases 1 to 3282 code for a protein of 1093 amino acids. Gene Ontology annotation, cellular component: nucleus. Gene Ontology annotation, molecular function: mRNA binding; protein binding. The transcript has 3 exons. The record is from RefSeq and is a predicted model, not a curated record. Gene Ontology annotation, biological process: mRNA 3'-end processing.